This is a messenger RNA of Laccaria bicolor S238N-H82, 246 nucleotides long. RefSeq lists its product as uncharacterized. NCBI's taxonomy places the organism in Eukaryota, Fungi, Basidiomycota, Agaricomycetes, Agaricales, Hydnangiaceae. The transcript has 3 exons. Bases 1 to 246 code for a protein of 81 amino acids. Gene Ontology annotation, biological process: attachment of spindle microtubules to kinetochore. The record is from RefSeq and is a predicted model, not a curated record. Gene Ontology annotation, cellular component: mitotic spindle; DASH complex.
AUGUGUGACAGUGUGACCUUCCAACGUUCAACAGUGAGGAUGGAGAACCCUCAUGCAGAGCGACAAGCAGUCCUUCUUGAGCGCAUCGUAAAGAACACCUCGAAGUGCACAGAGAUGAUUCUUGAGCUCAAUCAUUGUCUCGAGGAAAUUUUACGCGCAAAUGCAUCCGUCAAGACUGCGGCAGAUCUGGCUACCAAGUAUCGAAAGAAUGUUCAAUACAAUUUAGAAGCAACGAAAGGGAAUUGA